UGGCACUGCUCUGGUUUCUCCCAGGCCGGGGUUGUCCGAGCCCUCGCGGGGCAGUGUUCCUGGGGCAGGAGGCCCGGCCUGCUGAGGCCCAGCGCCGGGGUCGAGAACAGGAGGGACCGUCCUGCGACUUCCCCGCCACUCUGGGUGGGUGGCGGCAGCAGGGAUCCGCGUCCCUCCCACUCAGGCCUACGGUCUCAGAAACGCCGGCCCGGCGUGAGAACCGGUUGCCGGGGACCAGAGCGCGCCGGGGCGGAGCGAUCGGGGACAGGCGGGGCGGGGCCGGCGCGCCGCCGGCUCCGGGUCCGCCGCGCGGGAGGGACUUCGCACCGCUCGGGGCUCGGCGCGGCCAGCGCGCUCCAGCCAGCUUGCUUCACUCCUUCUCCCUAAAAAAAACCCUGCUCUCAGAGAGGAUCUGAUCAAUCAUUUAUUCGGAACUGGAGGGAAGAGAGCUGUGAAGCAUGUGAGUGUAGACAUCAGAGAACAUCCUCGUGGCUCUGGUGACGAGGGUGUUUGAUCAAGAUUACGUCCUUAUCACAGCUGGAGAGUGAGCUGUUUCCACCGCUAUGAAUAUUGGGAUCUUCAAUGGCAGGAGAAGGAGUGAUCAGAAGACCGAGAUGAAUUUGAACACUAUUCUAGAAGAGAUUCUUAUUAAAAGGUCACAGCAGAAAAAGAAGACAUCACCCUUAAACUACAAGGAGAGACUUUUUGUGUUAACAGAGUCCAUGCUAACCUACUAUGAGGGUCGAGCAGAGAAAAAAUACAGAAAAGGAUUUAUUGAUAUUUCAAAAAUCAAAUGUGUGGAAAUAGUGAAGAAUGAAGACGGUGUCAUUCCCUGUCAAAAUAAAUAUCCAUUUCAGGUUGUUCAUGAUGCUAACACACUUUACGUUUUUGCACCUAGUGCACAAAGUAGGGAUCGGUGGGUGAAGAAGUUAAAAGAAGAAAUAAAGAACAACAAUAAUAUUAUGAUUAAAUAUCAUCCUAAAUUUUGGGCAGAUGGAAGUUAUCAGUGUUGCAGACAAACUGAAAAACUAGCACCUGGAUGUGAAAAAUACAAUCUUUUUGAGAGUAGCAUAAGAAAAGCACUACCUCCAGCACCAGAACCAAAGAAGCGAAGGCCUCCUCCACCAAUUCCACCUGAAGAAGAAGAUAAUAGUGAAGAAAUAGUUGUAGCUAUGUAUGAUUUCCAAGCAACAGAAGCACAUGAUCUCAGAUUAGAGAGAGGUCAAGAGUAUAUCAUCUUAGAAAAGAAUGAUGUUCAUUGGUGGAAAGCAAGAGACAAAUACGGGAGUGAAGGCUAUAUCCCAAGUAAUUAUGUAACAGGAAAGAAAUCAAACAACUUAGAUCAAUAUGAAUGGUAUUGCAGAAAUAUGAACAGAAGCAAAGCAGAGCAACUCCUCAGAAGUGAAGAUAAAGAAGGUGGUUUUAUGGUAAGGGAUUCCAGUCAACCAGGCAUGUACACAGUCUCCCUUUAUACAAAAUUUGGAGGAGAAGGCUCAUCAGGUUUCAGGCAUUAUCAUAUAAAGGAAAUGGCAACAUCCCCAAAGAAGUAUUAUCUGGCAGAAAAACAUGCAUUUGGUUCAAUUCCUGAGAUAAUUGAAUAUCACAAGCACAAUGCAGCAGGACUUGUCACCAGGCUGCGGUACCCAGUCAGUGCGAAGGGGAGGAACGCGCCAACCACUGCAGGAUUCAGCUACGAAAAAUGGGAGAUUAACCCUUCGGAGUUGACCUUUAUGAGGGAACUGGGGAGCGGACUGUUUGGAGUGGUGAGGCUUGGCAAGUGGCGAGCUCAGUACAAAGUAGCAAUCAAAGCUAUUAGGGAGGGUGCCAUGUGUGAGGAAGACUUUAUAGAAGAAGCUAAAGUGAUGAUGAAACUGACACACCCAAAGUUAGUACAGCUUUAUGGUGUGUGCACCCAACAGAAACCCAUUUACAUUGUCACCGAGUUCAUGGAAAGGGGCUGCCUUCUGAAUUUCCUCCGACAGAGACAAGGCCAUUUUAGUAGAGAUGUGCUGCUGAGCAUGUGUCAAGAUGUGUGUGAAGGGAUGGAGUACCUGGAGAGAAACAGCUUCAUCCACAGAGAUCUGGCUGCCAGAAAUUGUCUAGUAAAUGAUGCAGGAGUUGUGAAAGUAUCUGAUUUUGGAAUGGCCAGGUAUGUUCUGGAUGAUCAGUACACAAGUUCUUCUGGUGCUAAAUUUCCCGUAAAGUGGUGUCCACCUGAGGUGUUUAAUUACAGCCGCUUUAGCAGCAAAUCAGAUGUCUGGUCAUUUGGUGUUUUAAUGUGGGAAGUGUUCACUGAAGGCAGAAUGCCCUUUGAGAAAAACACCAACUAUGAGGUGGUGACCAUGAUCACUCACGGCCACCGACUCUGCCGGCCCAAGUUGGCAUCCGACUAUGUAUACGAGGUGAUGCUGAGAUGCUGGCAGGAGAAACCGGAGGGAAGGCCUUCCUUUGAAGAUCUGCUGCACACGAUAGAUGAACUAGUUGAGUGUGAAGAAACUUUUGGAAGAUAACUAUUGAUGUGACCAGUGGCUUCCAGAUUCCAAAGCACAAGGAAGAAAUGGCACUUUGUAGCUAACUUUUAAUUUAUUUACCACAUGGACAUGUAGAUUGUUUUACUUAUAAGGUGGAGUCACAUAAAGCAUGUGCUUCUAGACCAGCCUUAGCUCUGUGACAGAGUCUUCCAGAUUAUGGAAAUGCUGCCUUAGUGAUGAUGAUUGAAAGCACUCACUUUCAUCCACAAGUACUUGAGUGCCCACUACGUGCCAGGUACUGUGCCUGGGCCCCAGGGUCUGCCCAUUUUAAGUACACAUGGCACCAAGUCAGCCACUAGUGCAAGUGGAAGGCCAGGGUCUUUGGGAAGAGGAAGGGUAUUACAGCCACAUUCCAGCAACCCUUGUCUUCCCUUUGACUUCCACAGAAAUCUGGGCCUGAGGAAUUGUCUAGAAGGUGGGCUGUGGAUGAAUCAGGACCCCACCUUGGAUAAAUGCCCAUCUUUUGUUUCGAAGACAUCUGUUUUUAAGACUGCUAUUAGUAUUACAUAUAAAAAUAUUUGAUUACUGUAUAUACUGUAAAUGUAUAUAAUAUAUAAAGUUAAAUAUUUAUAA
Molecule: messenger RNA, 3104 nt
Organism: Manis javanica (Malayan pangolin)
Lineage: Eukaryota; Metazoa; Chordata; Mammalia; Pholidota; Manidae
Gene: TEC
Product: tec protein tyrosine kinase
Biological process (GO): protein phosphorylation; intracellular signal transduction
Molecular function (GO): protein binding; ATP binding; protein tyrosine kinase activity
Source: RefSeq, a predicted model, not a curated record